GCCAAGUUUCACCCCACUGACGUUUGCCUCAUACACUGAACAAGAGUGGUGUUCCACUAUCUCCGCAGUGCAAUUUUCCGUUGGGCGCGGAAUGCCUAUCACUUCUUGAUCCACAUUUCACUGAUAAGAGCUUAGUCUAGUCGCAAUCACAAAGGGUUUGAACAUCGAUACCCUCGACUCUAGGGUUGCAAUCUAUCUCCAACUUGCUCUUAGCUAUAAGCAACUUUCGCAGUCUCAAGUCUCGUUACGCUUUGUAGUAUGAGCCUGGCUUCUGCGGUAUCAACCUUCGGAGACAAACGAAGACCCACAGCGUGUCAACGCUGUCAUAAGAGGAAAGUCAAGUGCUCAGGCGGUGUACCGUGCCAAAAUUGUCAGAUCGCAGGCACAAUCUGCACCUUUCCGACUCGAGAUCGUAAUGUUGUCGUCUCCGAAGUAUAUCUCCAGCGGCUUCAAGCUCUGGCAGAAACCAACAUAGUGAAUCAUGGGUCAUCGACACCAUUAAAUUUAGAAGCUGAUGUGACGAGUCGAGGGCCUGAACACAAUGGCGCCCUUGGCACACCUCGUUCAACCCUCGCUAAUCGCGAGUAUCGCGCAGAGAAACUGACCCUGAAGCAUGCCACUGCUGAGGCUUUCGUGUCUGGACUCCAGCGAUUAAGCACCAAAGAUGCCGAAUCGAGUCCUGAAUCUACAUUCCAAAAUGAUUGGACUUCGCGUGCAGACUCGUACUCCGUUGGGGCGACUGAGGUUUCGAGCUAUGAUUAUGUCUCUCUGAACUUUGAUACGUCUUGUGAGAAUGUUUCCAUACAACUACCUCCAUAUCCGUACGCGGUUCAGCUAGUGUCACAGUUCGAGACAUUCAUGGCAUGGGAAUAUCACUGGUAUUGUCGGAAAGAGUUUCACUCCAGUCUGGAAGGGACCUAUCGAUGCCCUGACUCUGCAAGAUCACGUAAUCGUAUCUGGCUUUGCAAGAUGAUGGCCGUCCUUGCUCUUGGGGAGUCUUACAAUAGCUACGAGCCUCCUCUGAUUGACCUAUCUCAAGCUUCCGAGAAAUCUCACCGCCCUGGGCAAGAUAAAGAUACCCGGGACUCAUACCUUCCCGGACUGCGGUUCUUUGAGCAGGCAUUGUCUCUCUUCAAGAUGCCAUCCGAGGAGCCAGAUAUCCAACAUAUAGAAGCACUCAAUCUCAUUGCAUUCUUCUGCUAUUCUUUGAACCGACGCAAAACAGCAUACAUGUACGCUGGAAUGUCCGCUAGGAUCGCGAAUAGUCUGAUGCUCCACAUACCAACUAUGGCUGAAGGGCCGGUCGUUGCAGAGUAUCGAAGGCGCAUAUGGUGGACAACAUUCCUUAUGGAUAAUAUGGUGUCUUCCGAGAUGGGACUAAGGCCAGCCUUUGGGUUCGCACAGGCUGAGCAUCCAUUCCCAUCCGAUGAGCAUAUUCCUCCAGCUUACCAAGCCGACUUUUGGGACUGUAGUAUCAUGACAGCACAUCUUAAAUUGUGCAAUAUUAGAAGUCACAUACUGGAGACUGUAGGACAUCUACAAGAGUCAGAUUUUACGAGCUAUGAGGGAGUUAUAGCAGUCCCGUUACGUGAGCUAGACUCAUGGAAGAACGAGCUCUCACCAGACAUUGUUUUCGAUUUCGCGGGCGGAGUGCCACAACAGAUGAUUGACAAACCAUCAAUGAGGUCACUGGCAUCGUGCUAUCUGAGGUAUCAUCAGGGUUAUAUCAUGUUGAUUCGUCCUAUCUUUUUCAAGCUUCUUAGCAUCGUCCUUGGUAAGGUCACUGAUAUGUCAUCAAUAGAUGGUUUGUUGGCCCUCAGUGCUAGAUGCCUCGAAGCUGCCAAAUGCAAUAUGAGAAUCAUCAAGACUCUUUCAGACCGCAGUCGACUUGCCAAAUAUGGUUUCUAUGACUCACUACACUUGUUCUCUGGCAUCAUGAUAUUCUCUUUGUCAAGGCUGGUGAACGCCAUCAGGCCGCUCAGUCUUAUACAGGAGUCCGAUGAUCUCUCCCUGUAUUUUACUGCCAGAGAUUUACUAUUGAGCAUGGCUGCGUGUGGAAAUCUUGCAUCAAAAGGCCAUGUGCAGAUGCUGGAGGAUAUAGAACGCCGUCUAGACAAUAUCUCUCAGACUCAGGACUCACAGGUGCUCGAUGUCAGAUUAGACGAAAUCUCUCCCUGGAUUGAUUCUGUUGGUGGUGUAAAUAUGUUUCUAGACAUGUCUGGGAUCUCUUAAG
Molecule: messenger RNA, 2233 nt
Organism: Aaosphaeria arxii CBS 175.79
Lineage: Eukaryota; Fungi; Ascomycota; Dothideomycetes; Pleosporales
Exons: 6
Coding region: 259-2232 (657 amino acids)
Biological process (GO): DNA-templated transcription; positive regulation of transcription by RNA polymerase II
Cellular component (GO): nucleus
Molecular function (GO): zinc ion binding; sequence-specific DNA binding; DNA-binding transcription factor activity, RNA polymerase II-specific
Source: RefSeq, a predicted model, not a curated record